CCAAGAUGUCUUUAACCGGAAACGAUGUCGUUUACUAGAUUUGUGAUUCAUCACCAUCUUUCUCUUUGUUGCUGCAAGUAAGCCGAAAGACAGAAAAACCCUAGACAGAGCUAGGGUGGAUCAUCGACGAAGAUGCAACUAACUCUCGAAUUCGGGGGUGGUUUAGAGCUGCUCUGUGAUUCUGAAAAGAUCCAUAAAGUAAACGUCGAUUUGCCCAAUGGAGUAGAAGAGUUAACAAUGAAGGAUUUGCUUUCGUGGGUUCGCACAAAUGUGAUCAAAGAGAGGCCUGAGAUGUUCAUCAAGGGAGAUACUGUGAGACCUGGUGUUCUUGUGCUAGUGAAUGACUGUGAUUGGGAGCUUAGCGGUCAGCUUGAGACCACUAUCGAAGAUAAAGAUGUUAUCGUUUUCAUCUCGACCUUGCACGGUGGAUAAAAGAACAUAUAGCUGAGGAGUUCAUCAUUGAACCUUUUCAACUAUCUAUGUUCUUCACUUCUGUUAUGUAAUCUCAGCAACUGCAGACAGAAUCUAAUGCGUUUUGUUUACUUGAAGACUGAUUGUAGACUUGUCUUGUCAAGAAGAAUACACCUCUAAACCUUUUAACUAUCUAUCUUCUUCACUUACUUUUUUUUUUUUGGAUCAACUAUCUUCACUUUUAUUAUGUAAUAUCUGCAAAUGCAUAACCUCAUGUGUUGUUUUUCUUG
This is a messenger RNA of Brassica oleracea var. oleracea, 701 nucleotides long. RefSeq names its product ubiquitin-related modifier 1 homolog 1. Gene Ontology annotation, biological process: protein urmylation; tRNA thio-modification. Gene Ontology annotation, molecular function: protein tag activity. NCBI's taxonomy places the organism in Eukaryota, Viridiplantae, Streptophyta, Magnoliopsida, Brassicales, Brassicaceae. The transcript has 4 exons. The record is from RefSeq and is a predicted model, not a curated record. The coding region runs from base 133 to 432 and encodes 99 amino acids. Gene Ontology annotation, cellular component: cytoplasm; nucleus.